AUGUUGUUCCACGGUCGCAUUUCGUCAGUGUCCCACGGAUUCUCAGCCAACGUAUCUACAGAAGAGUUUACGCCUCUGCAGCAGGAGCAGCAGCAGCAGGAGCAGCAGCAGGAGGAGCAGGAGCAGCAGCAGCAGGAGGAGCAGCAGCAGGAGGAGCAGCAGCAGGAGGAGCAGGAGCAGCAGCAGCAGGAGGAGCAGCAGCAGGAGGAGCAGGAGCAGCAGCAGCAGGAGGAGCAGCAGCAGGAGGAGCAGCAGUAG
This is a messenger RNA of Knipowitschia caucasica, 258 nucleotides long. Lineage: Eukaryota; Metazoa; Chordata; Actinopteri; Gobiiformes; Gobiidae. The record is from the annotation of a GenBank genome assembly.